Messenger RNA from Geodia barretti, 1336 nucleotides. Lineage: Eukaryota; Metazoa; Porifera; Demospongiae; Tetractinellida; Geodiidae. The record is from the annotation of a GenBank genome assembly.
GCUCUUUUCUUCACCCACCGUUUUCUGUCUCUGGGCUGUUCAUAGAUUCUUCAUGUCGGUCCAUCAGACGUUCAUCGAGCCGGAUCCCAGCUUGCUGGUAGAAUCGCCGGGCGCCCCGACUAUCCUGUCCGACUCUGAGGCUGAUUCUCAACCCGAAGACGGCUAUGAAUUUAGCCCAUCACCACCACCUGCUAAAAAAGUCAGCAGCCUCUGGAGCAAGGAAGGCGUUGCAUCAAUGGAUCAAGAAUCCGCUGAUGAUGAGGAGCACAGUAACACACCAAGUUGGGCAGUGGAACUGAGGUCUGGGCUUGAAACUCCAAGCUCACAGCUAACUAUGGCUAGCUCAGAAGAGUCCUCUGUAACAACACCCUUGACAACUCCCUCCACGAGACUGGGAAAGAGAAAACGGUUGCUCCCCAAGCUAGCUCCUGAUGCUUCUCCGUCUACGAGUUCCACUUGCAGCAACAACAGUGAUAUUUUGCAGCAAAUAUUGCUGGAAGUGAAGUGUUCUAAUAAAGCACUCAAGGAUAAAGUAACGCAACUUGAGAAGACAGUGAACGCCCUUGAGAAGACUGCACAAAGCAAGAAAAAGAUGAAGGUGGCUCCCUCUCGUGAGGAAAGGGAUGCUGUGAGGAAGGUCUACAAGAGUUUGAGUGACAGUGGUGAUGAUGACUUUGGCUGGAAUAUGGAGUUGUUGCGAAAAAGUUGGUGCAAAACUGUCUCUCUGUAUUGCCUAACAGUACAGCUGCUGCAUUAAAAGAAGCUGUGCGGGCUUACUACAACAGUGCUGCAGGCACUGAGAAGCUCAAAAUAUCAGGGAAGUAUGAGGCAAAGUGUGUUCAGCAGCGUCGGAGAAACCGAUUGAAGCGGAAAUUGACUGCUCGACAGGUUGCGCUGGAGAAAUCAACCUCUACAUCUGCCAAAGACAAACAAAGGUGGAGGGAAUGUCUUGUGGAGGAGUUAAUUAGCAGUGAAGACAGUGAGGAAGAUGGUUCUUUUCUGAUUCGUACUCUACCGUGGAGGUCGGAAAAAGUCGACAAGUUCUUUUAUUCUUUGGAUCAGAAGCUCAAUAAGAAAAGGUCCAAGAAGAGCAAGAUGAUGACCUUUGGAAGGAAGGCAGGUCCAGAGUCUCACCGUGCAAAGCCUCCUACUGGGUCAGUGCCUACAUGGGCUGUCCGUUCGUAAAAAAAUUAUCAUAUCCAUCAUUUUGGCAACUUGUGUAUCACUUUUGAAACAUAUUUAACUCUCAAAGAAAUUCUAUAUUAUUAUUCAAUUUCAUGUCAUUGAAAACACCAUGAUUUAUGAAGAUGAUUUUCUUUAUUUCUUUUUGAUGAAA